AUGGUACUCACAUUUAUUAAAAAUUUUGACAUCUUUUAUUAAACCUUUCAAUUCAAUUCUUAGAAAUAAAGGCUAAGAAAAAGAACUCUCAUUGGUGCGUUUUUGACUAUAUCUAUAAUUGUUAUAGCCGCACUCUAUUUCAUUGAAAUCUUCAUUCAGUUUUUUACUAACUAAAUUGAUCCUAUUUUUAAAAAUCAAACAUUCAUCUCUAAUGGUUAAAUAAAUGUAGGAUUAUAGAGCGAUUAUUUUGCAUAUUAACUAAGCUAAAAUGGAUUGAACACAAUUGAUGAAGUUCAACAGAAAUAAAAUAAGACAUAUGUUGUAGCUUUAGCUAAAUUUGCUUACUAAGAUAAUAGUGGUCAAAAAGUUUGGUAGUUGAAAACUUUUAAAUGUUAGAAUCCUCAAUUAGCUGGUUUUGAUUGUUUAGAUUUCUCAAAUGUACCUAAAAACUACACCAUGGCAUUAGAUAAUAACUAGAAUAUAUUUUCCUAUGUUAUGGUUUAACUCUAUAGAUGCUAAGAUACUGAUAGUAGAAAAACAUUUAUCCCCAACAACUGUGCCAGCUCUGAUCAAAUAGAUAAAUAUAUCAACAAUCCUGCAACAUUAUUAAAAGUAAAAAUCUAAGUAUCUCAGUUUAAUACAACAACCAAAAGCAUUGAAAAGUGUUAUAGAAGCUAAAUUAUAUUAACUUCAACGACAAACAUAGCAAUAUCUGAGCUCAAAUUAUAAUAAUAAUCUACUUCUGUAAAAUAAGGAGCAAUUUUACAGACUUCAGAAACAUUUAACUCCCCAAUAUCAUACACAGUCAACACUUAGAUAUUUGAUACACAUACAGUUCAAAAUGUUAUAGGCUUGAAUUAUUUUACUCAAUUUCAUAUAGAUUUGGAUGAAUUUUAGUAGUAUACUUCUAUUUAAUACCCAACUCUUCCUUAAAUUCUAGCCCAGUGCAAUAGUACUCUUACUCUCUUAAUGUGCUUAGGAAUCAUAGGAAAAUAUUUUGCACAGAGACUAAUAAAACAAGAUUUAUUUGUUCUUGUUCUAAAAAAUAUUUUCUUAGAUAAUUAUUCAUAAGUUUUGUGCUAGGAAAACAAUUUACCAAAUUUAAAAAGAUAUCAAGACAGUUAAUGUCUUUAAUAAGAACAAAAUUUUUAAAAAGAAGACUUAGAUGAGCAAACUAUUAAUGAAUCUGUUUCUAUCCCUACAUUAAAAACAAAGGAGGCUAAUAUUAUUCUAAGCUAAAUAAAUAAUAACAUAAAAGACGAAGUUAAAGAAGAUUUCAAUACAGAAAUUUAAUAAAAUUUUACUAAUUCAUCAAAAAAAUAUAUCAUUAGCUCACCCUGUUCAUCCACUAAGUCGAAGAGAGAUUCAUCCAAGUUAAGUUUUAAUAGCCCUUAAAUAAAUAGAUAUGAUAAAUAAAGAUCACCAAGAAUAAACAAAGAAAUUUCAUUUUAAACAUAAUUUGAAUAAAAAAAUCCUGUAUUUAUUAAAAAAGGCAAAAAUACUACAAUUUUUAAUGAAGUAAAUGAAUAAAGCACAUAAUUAAAUUAAACAGAAGAAAACAUAAAAGUUAAGAAUGUGCAUGAGAAUAAAAUUUUUGAAAAUAUUAAAGGACUUCAAGAAGAACCAGCAUUACAGACUGCUUAGGAUAAGAUAUUCAAAUUUAGGUUUUUUAAAUAAUAAAAUUAUUAAGAGUCUUUAGGAUUAGAUAAAAAAGCUAUUUAAUUAAUUGGACAAUAAGUUGAUAAUAUAAUAGAUUUUUCUAAAAUUAUUGAAGAAUUAAUAUUUUUGAAGAAAGCUGUCAUGAUUAUUUUGAGUAAAGAUCAGUUAGCUGCCCUAAAGUUAGUUGGUUGCUCAAAAGAAUUCGUAAAACACUUAAAUAAUACAAACAUUAAAGUAGAUAGUAAAAUGACCUAUUUUGAAGAAUAGUUUGCAAUUUCUUUAUCGAUUGAUAAGUAAAUUGAUUUUAUGAAACAAUUUAUUAAUAAGUGCAAAAAUCAAAAUAAUUUAAGUGUGAUAGAUCAAAGAAUUUACUCUUCUUUAACAUGA
This is a messenger RNA of Tetrahymena thermophila SB210, 2046 nucleotides long. RefSeq names its product transmembrane protein, putative. The record is from RefSeq and is a predicted model, not a curated record. The transcript has 3 exons. Gene Ontology annotation, molecular function: double-stranded DNA binding. Gene Ontology annotation, cellular component: nucleus. Gene Ontology annotation, biological process: reciprocal meiotic recombination. Lineage: Eukaryota; Ciliophora; Oligohymenophorea; Hymenostomatida; Tetrahymenidae.